CGGGUGUUUCACUACGGAUGCGAAUGCUCGGGCCUUAGUGCCCGAGGCCUUGCGAACCGCUGCAACCGCAAGAGCUAGAGUCAGGCCCGAGGACGAAAGCCUCGCUUUCUCCCUUUGUGUCAUAAUCAUGUCCACCAAUGAGAAUGCUAAUUCACCAGCUCCCCGCCUCAACAGAUUCAAGAACAAGGGGAAAGACAGUACAGAAAUGAGGCGGCGCCGAAUAGAAGUUAAUGUGGAGCUAAGGAAAGCUAAGAAGGAUGACCAGAUGCUGAAAAGGAGAAAUGUCAGCUCUUUUCCUGAUGAUGCUACUUCUCCACUGCAGGAAAACCGCAACAACCAGGGCACUGUAAAUUGGUCUGUUGACGAUAUUGUCAAAGGCAUAAAUAGCAACAAUUUGGAAAGCCAGCUCCAAGCUACUCAAGCUGCUAGGUAAGUCUUGUCUUCUCUA
Molecule: messenger RNA, 448 nt
Organism: Odocoileus virginianus texanus
Lineage: Eukaryota; Metazoa; Chordata; Mammalia; Artiodactyla; Cervidae
Source: RefSeq, a predicted model, not a curated record